Molecule: messenger RNA, 1952 nt
Organism: Xylona heveae TC161
Lineage: Eukaryota; Fungi; Ascomycota; Xylonomycetes; Xylonales; Xylonaceae
Product: DUF1682-domain-containing protein
Exons: 3
Coding region: 182-1567 (461 amino acids)
Biological process (GO): endoplasmic reticulum calcium ion homeostasis
Cellular component (GO): endoplasmic reticulum
Molecular function (GO): calcium ion binding
Source: RefSeq, a predicted model, not a curated record
UAUGGACUUGCACCCCACAAUCAUAAGUUAACUUAUCUGUCACCUCCAACUCACACGAUCCUCUCUCUCUGCAAACCACGGCCGGUAUCUUCUACUAUCUUUGCAUCAAUCCCGCCAGUUUUGGUGUUAAUUGGUGCUGCCAUUAACUGCUAAGGUAUACUGGAGGAUCGAUUGAUCUGCAAUGGCUGGAGUAUUCGAGAACCUCUUCGGAGGUGCCAAACCCUCCGCCAGCAAUGUGCCUGCUGGCGAGGAGGCAGACUUUGCCGACUUUGCCGGAGCUCCUGAUCCACAGCCGGCAUCCUUCUCUCCUGUGACGCCUUCCGCAGCGAGCGCGGCACCAGCUUUCCCAACCCAAGCUCACCCUGCGCUUCCUUACACGAAAUGGUACAGGGUUUGGGAGCGAGCCUCCAUCCAGGACUUCAAGCUCGAGAUGUACAUUCUCCCAAUCAUCCUGGUCAUUGUGCUCGUUCAUCUUUGGGGAGCAAAGGCAAACCGCCGAAGAGCUAAGCACUGGAUUGCGGCGCACGCACCUUCGCUCGAGAAGGAAUUUGCUUCCGUGGGAUUCGGAGGUCGCAAGGCGCCGUCAAUCGAAAGCGUCCAACAGGAGGGCCUCGCGAAGGCUUCCGUUUCGGACGACCUCAUCAUCCCCGAGGAGCUGCUCAAGGAGAGGACCCUUCAGGAAUUCACCACUUAUGCUACUGGCCGCCAGAACGUCGCUUUCAUCGACCUGAAGCUCUCUCUGUUGAGACGAUUCAACCCCUUCGCAUUGAUUGCUGAGCAUGCCCUCGGUUUCUUCUUCGAAAGUAUGCCAGCUCCAAUUGAGAAGAUGGAAGUUGUCUUAUACGCCUUUGACGGGAAGGAGAAAGAGCUCGUCCCGGUUCCCGGAGGCAAGCGUGGACAAGAGAUUCUCGACGAACGCAACGUCAAAUAUGGUUCUGCUUCUACCUACGAUGGGUUUGUCUUUGCUAUCGUGAACAAGGAUCUCAUGAGAAGCAUUCGGGAGGAAAGAUACGACAUCUCCCUUACUACUACGAAGAACCAUCAGAAGAUUCCCCAGUGGGCCACAGUUAUGAGCGAGAGCGCCGAGGUUACCGAGAUGCUUCUGACGCCGGAGCUCGUUUCCGCCGUGGAGAAAGCCGGAGAUGCCCUGGAGUACUUGAUUGUUACUGACCAGCCCGUCGACAAGCCUUUGAAGCUCAACGAGACUAUCCCCAAGAAGCGGAUCCACCUCUCUCUGAAGCUCCCCUCUGGAAACGACUAUUCCUCUACAAUCCCGCUUUUCAACUAUGUUCUCCGUCUUCCGGACCAGCUCGUCUCACAAGCUCACUUCCGCCCCGAAGUGAUGCGCAGAAUCCGCCAGACGCGUGAGGACGAGAUCCGCAAACUGCGCCGAGUGGACGAGGAAGAAAAGGCCGAGGAGCGCAAAGUCCAAGCCGAGCGUGAGAAGAAGGCUAAGCGCGAGGCAGCCUUGAAGAACCUCAGCGCGGACGAGCAGCGCAAGUUCCUCGAAAGGGAGAGGGAAAAGGAGCUGAAGAAGAGCCAGAAAAAGAUGAGCAGGAGAGUUUAAGAAGUCAAGUGACUUAAGCAGGCGGCAGCAUUUGUUGUACGAUUAACGGCAGGGGGAGAUAUGGGGAUUGAAUCGCGAUAGAUGGUAGUUCUAGCGAUGGAGGAACCUCCUCUAAUUUGGUUCCGAUGUUUAUAAAGUCUCUAGUUGAUCCGUUGUUUUAAAAUUGAGCUCACGUUGGAGUAUCACAUAAGAAAAAAAACACCCCACCGGGAAAAGAUGAGAGGAAGGUGCGCGGGUAGAUGUCAGAGGUUGAGGCAAUUGUUACCUGAAGCUUCAUAGACGGGACGAGGACCAGUGAAGAUAUAGCCUACUUAUUUUACCUCGCGGCGAGCAUAUGAAGCGGCCCAUGUGUACCUAAUCUAGCUGGAGAACAAAUAUUGAUGUG